UCGUUGCUAUAAGACUACCUAUUUUAUUUACUUUUUUCUCGACAGACAAAAAGAACGCCUUCAUUCUAUACGCGCGUGCGAUUGGUUAUGAGCGGUAGUCACGUGAUUAGAUACUGCUGCGGAGUCUGAGCUAUCAAAGUUGGUGAUUUGUUGUGGAAUAUACUAAAGAUACGGACACAUACUUUCUUAAUGGUACCUCAUCGAUAAAAAACCAUGAACGUGUCGCCAUCUGUAUGAAUGUCUGAAAUUGCUGGCAGGGAAACAAGUUCAAGAACUGCUUUUCUUCUUUCAUCAUAGAUGUCGUCUGCUAUUCGUCGGCGUCGGACUUCCAGUCUUGUCUCACCGACUGACCUAUCAGCACCAGACGGCAUACCCGAAUCUUGUUUGUUGAUAGAAAGGCAAAUAUCAUCAGAGGGAGCAAAGCGUGAAAAAUAUCGAUAUCAAAGCGAUAUAUCGGUCGAUUCUUUUAGUUUGACAGACGAUGAUAUCGAAAAUUGUGAAAAUAGAGAUGAGCAUGACGACAAUGUGUUUCUUGACUCUGAAUAUAGUCAAUCUAAUUAUAUUUGUUUAGAUAGAAUACCCAAUCAAGUGUUUCCAUCAACACGUGCUACGGUGACGUCAGUAUCGUCUGAUGUACAGAAUGAUCUGCCUCUGGAUCUGCGAAAUAAGCUUUGCAGACGAAUUUCUGACAUGACCCAGGAAACUGGUACACAUCGUAGAGUCUGCAACAGAAGAAAUUACACAAAUACUAGAGAAAGAUGGCGUCAACAGAACGUCAAUACCGCGUUCACUGAUCUCAGACGUCUGCUACCAACACAUCCACCUGAUAAAAAACUAAGUAAAAGUGAAAUUUUACGUUUUGCCAUUAGGUACAUCAGACUUCUUUCAAAUGUCGUAGAGUUUCAAGAAAAUGACAAGAAAAAUUGUGAGUCAGAUAAAAAUCAAAAUGAAGAAGGUCCGUGUUUUAGAAAUCGAGGACAUGACAUAAUGAGAAUGGAAAACGUGCGGAUAAGGUCUAAUAUGUCGUCUGAUUUAAGCUCCUCCCCUGAAGGUUACGGGGAAAGCAUUGGAGAAGACGACUAAAUAAACUUGCCCUUUGCUUUCAUCAAAUCAUAUAUCUACAUAUUUACGCUUCCGUUGAAACAUGUACACAAUUAAAAAAAAAACGUUCAGCGGCGGAGUAUUAGUAUGUAUAUUAUACACUGCUAUACAUGCAAACUUUAAGCUUUUUUACAAAAUAUUAUCCAGUCUUUAUCAUAUUAUUUUAUGAAUUGUGCACAUUGUUGAUACUUUGAUGAAACAAUACAAUAAUCCAAUGUUUUUUGUCAACUUCUUACGUACUUGUUUUCAUUGUAUGAUGGAGAAAUCACGGUCCUUUUACAUACAAGCAAUAUGAAAUAGAUAAUGAUGUUGUUGGAAUUAUUUAUAUUUGUUCAUGGACUUUUACAGAAGCGUGUAUCAGUAGAAUCAGCUUCAGAAUAUAUCAGUAAUUCAACAAAAUAAACAUUUCUACAACAGUAACUGAAAAAUAUUGAGAAAUAUAUCAACUUUGAAAAAAAUAUGUUUGCGCCGUGCAACCUGGGGUUUAUCAUACUACGUAUAUGUCACAGCUGCAAACUUGUACAUGUAUAUAAAACAAUUCAAUGUUUUUAUAAAAGUAGCUGAACUAGAUUAACAAUUUAUCAAUAAAUAUCUGAAAUAGUUUCUUUUAAGAAAUAUAUAUUGUAUUUACAUGUAUUUUAAGAUACCUUGCCUUGACAUAUAGAUGUUGUAUUGUUGCCUAACUUUAUACAUAUAACAGAAAUAAAUCUCCAUCUGAUCCUUA
Molecule: messenger RNA, 1825 nt
Organism: Ruditapes philippinarum (Manila clam)
Lineage: Eukaryota; Metazoa; Mollusca; Bivalvia; Venerida; Veneridae
Product: neurogenin-1-like
Exons: 3
Coding region: 298-1083 (261 amino acids)
Biological process (GO): regulation of transcription by RNA polymerase II
Molecular function (GO): DNA-binding transcription factor activity, RNA polymerase II-specific; RNA polymerase II cis-regulatory region sequence-specific DNA binding; protein dimerization activity
Source: RefSeq, a predicted model, not a curated record